AUGGCUACCACAUUACAGGAGUAUCUUGACUUGGAAAUAGAUACUCUCCAAGAGCUUCUAUCGUCAAUACCCUUUAAACCAUCUGCUGAAGAUACUAUUGGGACGCCUACAUUGGGAGGAAUUAGUUUGAAUACGCAACCUUCCAUUAUAGAUGAUGACUCUUUAGGUCAACUUCCUCUGGAUUCUAAUGGCACAGGGAAUUCUAAUUCCAAUAAACAUGAGGAGACUAUUUUCAUGAAUCUAUAUAAAUUAAGAAGGGAUGAGUUGGUUAAUAUAUUAAACAAUAGCGAGAAUACAUUAGGAAUCGAUAGUAAUAAAAUGUUGAAGUUGGGUAUAUCAUUUGGAAACUUGAUAAAGAACAGCCAAAUUGACGAACGGCCGGGAACUAGGGUAAUUAGUCAACCCUCAGGAAUUACAGCAAAUACUAGCAAUGAUGGAAAUACAUUUAUGAACAGAAUUCAAAGUUUGAAUGACGGAAAUGGUUCAGCAACAACCUUAGGUGGGGGAGAACAGGACCCAGCUCCUGAGAUUGAUAAUCCAUUCAUGUCAAAGCCACCAGUUUCAUCACAACCUGUACAAAAUAGAAGCACGCUUCAACAGACUGUGCAACAGGUUAAGUUCCUUAGAAACUUGCUUACACUAUUGAAAAACUUUGAUGUUGGUUCAUCUUCUCUGUACAACAAGAGAAGUAGCCACAACCCUCAUAAUACCAAUAAUAAUAACCAUAAUAAUAAUAACCAUAAUAAUAAUAAUCACAAUGCUAAUGGGUCUGCUGGCGGGCACAGGGGUGUUUCAAGUUCGAGUGUACUAAGUGGGAAUUCGGCAAACAACAACACCGCCAAUGGAGGUUACCGCAGAGGUAGUGAUAUGUACAAUUAUGACAGUCAGAAUGAGUACAGUGGAACCUCAAGUGACUGUCAUUCAGGAAUUGGAGGGAAUCCAAUGUAUAAUCGAGAUAGUGCGAAUUAUGGUGUACCAACUGGUUCAGCUAGCAUCAAUGGCAGUACACAUACAGGUGGAUUGGCAACAUCUUCAGUAGUUUCGUCAAGUCCUAUCAAAUUGACAAGUAAGCAAUUGCUAAUUGAGAAGUUGGAAAUUAAUAUAAACUUGGAUUUGCUAUUUAUUUAUCAAGUGCUAUUCAAAUUGAUCUUAAGAAUAUAUGAGAUCAUGAAACAAGGUAUUCUUCAACAUCAAAUACCAACUCUUGGAAAUCUGGAGCGAGGUACUUUGAAUGGAUCAGAUACAGUGAAGCCACCAUCAUCUCUGAUAAGCGAUUUCAACUUUUCGAUGAAUAUCACCAUGAAUCAUACACUGACUACUACCAAUGAUUCAAGCUCUAUUUUCUCAUCCAAUAGUGCUGCAUCCAGUGAUUCCAGUUCUCUAUGUACCCCAGAUGAAUAUGUUAGACUUAUAAAACAAGUGACUGAUAGAAUAUCAUUCGGAAUAAUAGGUCCCUUUGUCAAUAUCAUCGUGUCGGAAAUUGUUGAGCCAAAUAUAAACCAGGGGUUCCAUGAUGUUAUGGUUAGUUUAUAA
This is a messenger RNA of Lizanozyma spartinae, 1533 nucleotides long. RefSeq lists its product as uncharacterized. The coding region runs from base 1 to 1533 and encodes 510 amino acids. NCBI's taxonomy places the organism in Eukaryota, Fungi, Ascomycota, Pichiomycetes, Serinales, Debaryomycetaceae. The transcript has a single exon. The record is from RefSeq and is a predicted model, not a curated record.